GCGGGCCAGGUUAGUGUGUCUCAGUUCUCGGUCUCCAGUUUCCGUUCCUAUGCGCGUGCUACUAACGCGCGCAAUUGACCCAGAAAAAAAGUUGUCAACAAGAAAACGGAGAGGGUGGGUCCGGAUAACAAGUUCAUUUACGCGUGUAAGUGCAUCAAAGCUGCUAUUAAUAGAAAUUGUCGCAAGGGCUUAACAGCAUAAGAACCCAUCUCCCGUGUGCACAGGCAUAUAUUUUCAUGCACAGUUGAUCUUCCGGGGCUCUCGGUGGCAGGUUGCUUGCCUUUCUCUUUGGGCUGAGCGGAACAGAUUUCUCGCGUGGACUGACAUGGCCACUAACCUCGCCAUGAGCGCUGACCUGCCCAACAGUCCCCUCGCCAUAGAAUACGUCAACGACUUCGACCUCAUGAAGUUUGAGGUGAAGAAGGAGCCCUCGGAGGUGGAGCGGUACUGCCACCGCUUACCGACCGGCUCCCUGUCCUCCACGCCGCUCAGUACCCCCUGCUCCUCGGUGCCUUCCUCGCCCAGCCUCUGCUCUCCUAGUCCCGGUGGUCAGACCAACCAGAACCACAGCAACGGCGUCAAUGGCAAAAGCAGCCACACCCCCGGCGGAAAGACGCAACUGGAGGACCUCUACUGGAUUCCGACCUACCAGCACCACCUCAACCCCGAGGCGCUCAACCUGACGCCAGAAGAUGCUGUCGAAGCCCUCAUCGGCAACCCGCAUCACCAUCACCACCAACAACAUCCAUACGACGGUGUCCGCGGACAGCAGUAUGCAGGGGAGGAUCUCACAGCCGCGUCCAACGGGCACCACCACUUGGCCCACCACCACCACCACGGCCAUCACCUCCGCCUGGAGGACCACUUCACCGACGAGCAGCUGGUCAGCAUGACGGUGCGCGAGCUCAACCGGCAGCUGCGCGGCUUCAGCAAGGAGGAGAUCGUCCGCCUCAAGCAGAAGCGCAGGACCCUGAAGAACCGGGGCUACGCGCAGUCCUGCAGGUUCAAGCGGGUGCAGCAGCGGCACAUGCUGGAGAGCGAGAAGUGCACGCUGCAGAGCCAGGUGGAGCAGCUGAAGCAGGAGGCCGCGCGUCUGACCAAGGAAAGGGACCUAUACAAGGAGAAAUACGAGAAGCUGGUGAGCCGCAGCUACAACAGCAGAGAUUCCCCCAACGGCACCCACGGGAAGGAAGCGGUCCCCGAGGAGUUCUUUAUGUGAGAAGAUACUUAUUUUAAAAACUGAUUCUUUCUUCAAACUACCUUUUAAACUCAUAUUUAGGGUUUGUUUUUUUACCUCUUAGUUUGGCCGCAUUGUUCAUGGUACAGUUUUUUCUUUGAAAAAGAGACAAUAUGCGGCUGAACAUGUACCAAUUAUUUAAUUUAUAUUCUUUAAAAACUGUUUCAAUCAGUGUCAAAAUGGUGCAAGCAAAUACCAAAGUGGAUUGCCCUUACUUUGGAAGAACGAAUGAUAGGCAGUAUUAUAUUUUUCAAUAAGGACAGCACGUCAGUUUUAUUUGGAAGUAAAUGUAAAUCUUGAAUAUCUGAGGAAACCACCUUAAAAUACCUGUUCAAAAUUGAGUCCAAACACGCGCUGUAUUUUGACUGAAUCGACCCACAGGGAAGGUGAAUCUUGCACGAAAACACCUCAUGCUUGAAAAGGGAUCAUAAGCUACGCCUAACUGAAGGAGGAUAUGAAUUACUGUGCGGGCCCAUCAGUGCGUGAUGAACAGUGGAAAUGUUGAGG
Molecule: messenger RNA, 1744 nt
Organism: Megalops cyprinoides (Indo-Pacific tarpon)
Lineage: Eukaryota; Metazoa; Chordata; Actinopteri; Elopiformes; Megalopidae
Product: transcription factor MafAa-like
Exons: 1
Coding region: 326-1219 (297 amino acids)
Biological process (GO): regulation of transcription by RNA polymerase II
Cellular component (GO): nucleus
Molecular function (GO): DNA-binding transcription factor activity, RNA polymerase II-specific; RNA polymerase II cis-regulatory region sequence-specific DNA binding
Source: RefSeq, a predicted model, not a curated record